CUUUCCAUUGAAUACCUUGUAAGACCCGUUGCAGUUCGCCCCGCGUGGGCAGGGUUUGUUCAGGAUGGCUCGGCUAUUGGACCUCGGAAAUAUAGACCUAUGGCGCAGCGAGGAGAUGCAGCUGGUGCAGCUGAUGAUCCCGGCCGACAACGCGCAUGAUACUGUGGAGGCGCUGGGCGAAAUAGGCCUGCUGCAAUUUAAGGACCUGAACGUGGACAAGUCCGCGUUCCAGCGGACCUACGCCAACCAGGUCCGGCGCUGCGAUGAGAUGGCCCGCAAGCUGCGGUUCUUCAAGGAGCAGAUUGAGAAGGCGCACAUCCCCGUGCCCAGCCGCUCCCUGCUGGACAACCGCGCGAGCGUGACCCUGGACGAGCUGGAGAGCCUGCUGGAGGCGGCAGAGCGGGAGGCGGUGGAGAUGAACGCCAACCACGACCGGCUACAGCGCGCCCACUCGGAGCUUUCGGAGCUGAGCCUGCUGCUGGACUGCGCGGGCAAGUUCUUCGACUCGGCGCGGCGCGCGGCGGUGGGCGCGGGCACUGUGGCUGGCGGCCUGGGUGCGGUGGGCAGCGCGGGCGGCGUGGGCAGCGGGCUGGGCGGCUCGGCGGCGGACGUGAGCAGCCCGCUGCUGGGCGGCGGCAGCGGCGGCGGCGGCCUGAGCGCAAUGGAGGCGCCCACGCAGUACGAGCCCAAGAUCGGGCGCCUGGGCUCCAUCGCCGGCCUCAUCGCGCGCGAGCGGCUGCCCGGCUUUGAGCGGCUGCUGUUCCGCGCCACCCGCGGCAACAACUACUUCCGAAGCAUGUCGGUGGGCAAGGUCAUGGACCCCGCCACAGGCGAGAGUGUGGAGAAGGCGGUGUUUGUGGUGUUCUUCGCGGGAGAGCGGGCCCGCACCAAGAUCGGCAAGAUCUGCGAGGCGUUUGGCGCCAACCGCUACCCGCUGCCCGAGGAGCCCAACCGCCAGCGUGCCAUGGCCGCGGAGGUGGGCGGGCGGCUGACGGAGAUGAAGACCACGCUGGAGAUCGGCGACCUGCAGCGAACACGACUGCUGCAGAAGGUGGCGGCGGACCUGGACGUGUGGACCAGCCUGGUGCGGCGGGAGAAGGCCGUGUACCACACCCUCAACAAGUGCAGCGUGGACGUCACACGCAAGGUGUUGGUGGCCGAGGCCUGGGUGCCCUCAUCCGCCCGCCCGCGAGUGCAGGAGGCCCUCCGGGCUGUGGCCAGCUCCGCCGCCCAGGUGGGCUCCAUCCUGCAGCCGCUGGUGAGCCACGAGAACCCGCCCACCUACUUCAAGACCAACAAGUUCACCAACAGCUUCCAGGCCAUUGUGGAGGCGUACGGCGUGGCUCGCUACCGCGAGGUGAACCCCGCCGUGUUCACCAUCGUCACCUUCCCCUUCCUGUUCGCCGUCAUGUUCGGCGACCUGGGACACGGCGCGCUCAUGACCGUGUUUGGGGUGUGGCUGCUCAUUAAUGAGAGCAAGUUCGCCAAGCAGCAGCUGGACGACAUGUUUGGCAUGCUGUACGGCGGCCGCUACGUCAUCUUCCUCAUGGGCCUCUUCUCGCUCUACAUGGGCCUCAUAUACAACGAGUUCUUCUCCAUGCCCAUGUCGCUGUUCGGAGACUCCGCCUUCACCUGCUUUGUGAACGGCGUCAAGGACAGCUCCAUUGACCGACGCGACUGCAGCCACGCGGGCGGCGAGGUGCGCAUGGACCGCACCCGCGGGCCCUACUGGUUCGGCGUGGACCCCAUCUGGCACGGCACCAAGACCGAGCUCCCCUUCCUGAACUCGAUGAAGAUGAAGAUGUCCAUCCUGCUGGGUGUGGCUCACAUGAACCUGGGCAUCAUCAUGUCGCUGCUCAACAACAACUACUUCAGGGACCGGCUGUCCACCAUCUGCGAGUUUGUGCCCCAGAUGAUUUUCCUGAACAGCCUGUUUGGCUACCUGUCGGCGCUCAUCGUGGGCAAGUGGCUCACCGGCGCCGUCACCGACCUGUACCACGUCAUGAUCUACAUGUUCCUGCAGCCGGGCAAUGUGGACGAGGCGGGUUUCCUGUUCACCGGCCAGGCGGGCCUGCAGGUGUUCCUGCUGCUGGUGGCCUUCGCGGCGGUGCCCUGGAUGCUGCUGCCCAAGCCGCUCGUCCUCAAGAAGCGCGCGGAGGCGGCGGCGCGGGUGCGCGGCGAGUACCACCGCCUGAACGAGGACACGGAGACGGGGCGGCAGCACGCCGGCAGCACCGACACCGCCACGCACGGCGGGGCCGCGGGCGGCGGCGGACACGGCGGCGGCGGCGGCCAUGGCGGGCAUGGCGAGCAGUUUGAGUUUGGCGAGGUCAUCGUGCACCAGAUGAUCCACACCAUUGAGUUCAUGAUCCACACCAUUGAGUUCGUGCUGGGCGCCGUGUCCAACACCGCCUCCUAUCUGCGCCUGUGGGCGCUGUCGCUGGCGCACUCGCAGCUGUCCGCCGUGUUCUACGACCGCGUGCUCAUGGCGGCCGUGGAGUCGGGCUCUCCCGCCGCCAUGGUGGUGGGCUUCUUCGUGUUCGCCUGCGCCACACUUGGCGUGCUGAUGGUGAUGGAGAGCCUGAGCGCCUUCCUGCACGCCCUGCGCCUGCACUGGGUGGAGUUCCAGAACAAGUUCUACCGGGGUGACGGCUACAGCUUCGCACCCUUCUCGUUCCACGCCAACCAGGAUGAGCACGCCGCCUCCUAAGGCGCUUGCGCCCCCGCUAGUUGCGCUUGCCGGUUGGCGGUUGUCAAACGGAUUUUGGGGGGUGCGUGUGUGUGCGUGUGUGUGCGUGUGUGUUUGGUGAACGGUUGGGCGGUGUGGGGUGCGCGCUCGACUGAGGUCCUGGGAUUGGAGCAAAGCUUUCUUCCUCGCGGGUUGCAGAGAUGAUGGGAACCGUCGCGCACGGAUCCGGGAGCCGCGACACGACACGCCGUGUCGACUGCCGCGCCACGUCAGGGUGUUGUGUGUUGUGUGUUUGCACGGGUGCUCUUGCUGUGUGUCGCCGGCGUCAUGUUGUUUUGGAGGUGGUGGUGGUGGUGGUGGUGUGCGCUGAAGCUGCAGAGAGUGUGCUGCCCCACCGCUUACACGUUGCUGCGUGCUGCUUCAUGGGUACGGUACGUGAUGGUGUGGGUGUGCUGUGUAGGCCGGGCUGAUCGAGCAAUAAUGAAUGUGUGUAUGUGUGCCAUGGGACAGGGUAAGGCUUGGGGUAAGGGGCAGGUUGGCGUAGUCCCGUAGUGUGCGCGUAAUCCCAGACGCCAACAUUCCCAGACGCCAACAUUCCAUUUGCAACGUCACGGCAAGAGCGCGCGGCUGGUAUGACGGAGGUAUGUACGGAGGCAUCGCUGACUUGCUGGCAGGCUGUUUGUUUGCUGACGCGCCUUCCUCAACAAUGUGCGUGUGUGUGUGCAGCUUCGUGCGGGCGAUGGCGGCCCAAUGGAUCCGUGGUGUGGGGGUUGAAGGUCGGGGUGAUGGCACGUGCCGUUCCGUGAGGUGAGUGAUCCCAGCACAAGGCGGGUUCUGGCUAGGCAGUAUCGCCCUGGCGGCGCGUGUAAAACGAAGAUUCA
Chlamydomonas reinhardtii is the source of this 3570-nucleotide messenger RNA. RefSeq lists its product as uncharacterized. The record is from RefSeq and is a predicted model, not a curated record. The coding region runs from base 65 to 2710 and encodes 881 amino acids. The transcript has 25 exons. Gene Ontology annotation, biological process: proton transmembrane transport; vacuolar acidification. NCBI's taxonomy places the organism in Eukaryota, Viridiplantae, Chlorophyta, Chlorophyceae, Chlamydomonadales, Chlamydomonadaceae. Gene Ontology annotation, molecular function: proton-transporting ATPase activity, rotational mechanism; ATPase binding. Gene Ontology annotation, cellular component: vacuolar proton-transporting V-type ATPase complex; vacuolar proton-transporting V-type ATPase, V0 domain.